AUGGCUCCUGAUCUCAACUCUCUCCCCACCUCCAAUGGGGAGACCUCUACUGCUCCUGCUCCUCAGCUCGUUUCAGAGACGGACAGACCAAACAUCCUCUUCAUCAUGGCCGAUCAAUUGGCUGCUCCUCAACUCAAGAUGUACAACCCCAACUCCCAGAUCAAGACACCAAACCUCGAUCGUCUUGCCUCAACCUCAGUCCAGUUUGACUCUGCCUACUGCCCUUCACCUCUCUGUGCCCCAUCACGCAUGAGUCUGAUCAGUGGUCAACUUCCCAUGAAAAUCGGUGCUUAUGAUAAUGCUGCCCAGAUUGGAUCCGAUGUGCCAACCUACGCUCAUUACCUUCGCUCCAAGGGCUACCAUACCUCUCUUGCUGGCAAGAUGCACUUCAUCGGCGACCAACUUCACGGCUACGAGCAACGACUUACUAGUGAUAUUUACCCUGGUGACUUUGGCUGGGCUGUGAACUGGGAUGAGCCUGACACCCGUCUUGAGUGGUACCACAAUGCCAGCUCUAUCCUUCAGGCCGGUCCUUGCGGACGAAGCAACCAGCUGGACUACGAUGAGGAGGUCAUGUUCAGGAGCACUCAGUAUCUUUGGGAUCACGUCCGAGAGGGCCCCAAAAAGCGACCUUUCGCCCUUACCGUUUCCCUCACUCACCCUCACGACCCUUACACCAUUACAAAGAAGUACUGGAACAUGUAUGAGGAUGUGGAUAUUAACCUCCCUGAAGUCAAGAUGAACAAGGAAGAUCUUGAUGCUCACAGCAAGAGACUUCUCAAGGUCUGUGACCUUUGGGACCAAGAUUUUACGGAGGAACAGAUUAAGCGAGCCAAACGAGCAUACUAUGGCUCAGUCAGCUAUGUCGACGACUGUAUUGGGCGUCUUCUCGAAACCCUCGAGGACGCUGGCCUGGCUGAUAACACCAUUGUCAUUUUCAGCGGCGACCAUGGCGACAUGCUGGGUGAGCGCGGACUUUGGUACAAGAUGAGCUACUUUGAGUCAUCCGUCCGCGUCCCCAUGUUGAUCAACUACCCCAAGCGAUUCACUCCUCACCGUGUCACUCAAAACGUCUCAACCCUCGACCUUCUUCCUACCAUCUGCGAUUUGGUCGGAACUAAGCCAUCCCCUCAUCUCCCCAUGGACGGAAUCAGCAUGUUGCCUCACCUUGAAGGCCGCGAAGGCCACGACACGGUCAUUGCCGAAUACACAGGCGAGGGUACUGUUCGCCCAAUGAUGAUGAUUCGACGAGGCGAAUGGAAGUACAUCACCUGCCCAGCUGAUGAGCCUCAACUCUACAAUCUUGCCCGCGACCCUAAGGAGUUGGACAACCUUGCCAAGUUCAGAAAGAUUGCGCCUCAAACAGCCGAGGAGGAGGAGGCCAAGGAGGCUUUCCACAAGUUCGACGCUGAGGCCCACGUUCGAUGGGACUUUGAUGCCAUUACCGAAAAGGUGUUGCUCUCUCAGCGUACGCGGCGAGUUGUGUGGGAUGCCCUGAAGGAGGGCGAGUUUACAAGCUGGGACCACAACCCAGAAGACGAUGGCAGGAAGAAGUACAUUCGCUCCUACAUGGAUCUCGACGAUCUUGAGCGCCGAGCUCGCUUCCCAGUUGUUGAUGCCAACGGAUAUGAAAGUAAGGCCGUAUCACACGUCCGUAACGGCUAA
Molecule: messenger RNA, 1665 nt
Organism: Fusarium pseudograminearum CS3096
Lineage: Eukaryota; Fungi; Ascomycota; Sordariomycetes; Hypocreales; Nectriaceae
Exons: 2
Coding region: 1-1665 (554 amino acids)
Molecular function (GO): sulfuric ester hydrolase activity
Source: RefSeq, a predicted model, not a curated record